CAUGUAAUCUAAACAUUCAGAAACUAGAUAGAGUUGGACCUAUCAAGUAAUUCUGAGAAUCAUUUUUAAUAGGAAGACAAACUCUUAUUAGAACUUAUCAAACUUAAUGGUUGUGCAUCUUGGAAUCGUAUAGCAAUUGAACUUUAAUCUAAAAUUAAGAAUCCAACCAAAAUACGUUCUCCAGCAGCUUGUAGAGAACGAUAUUAAAACAUACUUAACCCUAAUUUGAAUAAAAGUAUAUGGACAGAAGAAGAGGAAUAAAAAUUAUUCAACCUUUAACAAUAAUUUGGUAACAGUUGGGCUAGGAUAGCUUCCUAAAUGACUGGUCGUUCCGAUUUACUAUGUAAAAAUUACUUUUAUGCAACUUUGAGAAAAGUUUUACGUCGUCUCAGUAAAGCAGUGGGACUAGAUUAAUGUAAUAAUUUAUUUUUACUCUUUUAGCUUCAGAUUUACUAAAAUAAAUUAAACCUAGUGUAUUAGGUGUAAUCUAUUGUAAUGAGGAUUCCUUAAAAAGCUUUAAUAUUGAUGAAGAAAUGAAAAAUGAAUUUAAAAAAAUGAUAAAAUAAUACAGACACACAGAGAAAUCAGAAUUAAGAAUGUUACCUGAGGAAGAAAUUAAUCAUAUAAAACAAAUGUUAAAUAAACUAUUUGCCAUAAAGUAUUAAUUUGAUCAUUAUCAAAGCAAUAAUUAUAUUUCUUAAAAAGGUGCAAUAAUAUUUAACAAAAGUAAUAAGUAGGAUUUAAUAUCUUUGGAGACUAGUAAAUAAAUUAACCUUAAUUAAAAUUAAUAAUCUGAUUCAAAAAUAUUAUCAAAAAUCUAAGCAUCUAACCUGAGACAUGAUUAUUAGGAAGAAUAUGAUUAAUAACAAAACUACUAAACUCAAAUCUUCUAAGACUAAUAACCAUAUUCAAAUUUAGACAAAUAACCUUAUUCUAAUCAUUAUUCAAUCCCAUAACACCUAGUAAUUCAUAAAUAAUUAUUAGAUAUCUAUGUAUACUCCAACUCCUGUAAUAACAUUCUAUAUCUAACCAAACUUUAAUAUCUGGCCAAUCUAACCUGCAUAACUAUACAGCCCACCUCAAUGCCUUUAAAUCCCUUAAACCUAUCCUUACAUCAAAUAUGAGUAAUCAUAAUGAU
This is a messenger RNA of Paramecium pentaurelia, 1138 nucleotides long. NCBI's taxonomy places the organism in Eukaryota, Ciliophora, Oligohymenophorea, Peniculida, Parameciidae. The record is from the annotation of a GenBank genome assembly.